Protopterus annectens (West African lungfish) is the source of this 2739-nucleotide messenger RNA. Its product is annotated as mucin-3A-like. Lineage: Eukaryota; Metazoa; Chordata; Ceratodontiformes; Protopteridae. The record is from RefSeq and is a predicted model, not a curated record. Bases 1 to 2739 code for a protein of 912 amino acids. The transcript has 4 exons.
AUGUAUGACCCGCCACAUAUGUGUAGCAUCUGUGAGAUGGAGCUGUAUGACCUGCCAUAUACAUGUAGUAUCCAUGCGACUAAGCUGUAUGACCUGCCACAUAUGUGUAGUAUCUGUGAGACUGAGCUGUAUGACCCACCACAUAUGUGUAGUAUCUGUGAGACUGAGCUGUAUGACCCACCACAUACAUGUAGCAUCUGUGAGACUGAGCUGUAUGACCAGCCACAUACAUGUAGUAUCUGUGAGACUGAGCUGUAUGACCUGCCACAUAUGUGUAGUAUCUGUGAGACUGAGCUGUAUGACCUGCCACAUACAUGUAGUAUCUGUAAGACUGAGAUGUAUGACCCGCCACAUAUGUGUAGUAUCCAUGAGACUGAGCUGUAUGACCCACCACAUAUGUGUAGUAUCCGUGAGACUGAGCUGUAUGACCCACCACAUAUGUGUAGUAUCUGUGAGACUGAGCUGUAUGACCCACCACAUAUAUGUAGUAUCCAUGAGACUGAGCUGUAUGACCUGCCACAUAUGUGUAGUAUCUCUGAGACUGAGCUGUAUGACCCGCCACAUAUGUGUAGUAUCUGUGAGACUGAGCUGUAUGAUCUGCCACAUACAUAUAGUAUCCAUGAGACUGAGCUGUAUGACCCGCUACAUAUGUGUGGUAUCCAUAAGACUGAGCUGUAUGACUCUCCACAUAUAUGUAGUAUUUGUGAGACUGAGCUGUAUGACACGACACAUAUGUGUAGUAUCCGUGAGACUGAGCUGUAUGACCCACCACAUAUGUGUAGCACCUGUGAGGCUGAGCUGUAUGACCCGCCACAUACAUGUAGUAUAUGUGAGAAUGAGCUGUAUGACCCAUCGCAUACGUGUAGUAUCUGUGAGACUGAAUUAUAUGACCCGCCACAUAUGUGUAGUAUCUGUGAGACUGAACUGUAUGACCCGCCACAUAGGUGUAAUAUCUGUGAGACUGAGCUGCAUGACCUGCCACAUAUGUAUAGUAUCUGUGAGACUGAGCUGUAUGAUCUGCCACGUAUAUGUAGUAUCUGUGAGACUGAGCUUAUCUGUGAGACUGAGCUGUAUGACCCGCCACAUACAUGUAGUAUCUGUGAGACUGAGCUGUAUGACCCGCCACAUACGUGUAGUAUCUAUGAGACUGAGCUGUAUGACCCGCCACAUACAUGUAGUAUCCGUGAGACUGAGCUGUAUGACCCACCACAUAUGUGUAGUAUCCAUGAGACUGAGCUGUAUGACCCGCCACAAACAUGUAGUAUCUGUGAGGCUGAGCUGUAUGACCCGCCACAUAUAUGUAGUAUCUGUGAGACUGAGCUGUAUGACCCGCCACAUAUGUGUAGUAUCCAUGUGAAUGAACUGUAUGACCUGCCACAUAUGUGUAGUAUCUGUGAGACUGAACUGUAUGACCUGCCACAUACAUGUAAUAUCUGUGAGACUGAGCUGUAUGACCUGCCACAUAUGUGUAGUAUCUGUGAGACUGAGCUGUAUGACCUGUCACAUAUGUGUAGUAUCUGUGAGACUGAGCUGUAUGAUCCACCACAUAUGUGUAGUAUCUGUGAGACUGAGCUGUAUGACCUGCCACAUAUGUGUAUUAUCCGUGAGACUGAACUGUAUGACCCGCCACAUAUGUGUAGUAUCUGUGAGACUGAACUGUAUGUCCCACCACAUAUGUGUAGUAUCUGUGAGACUGAGCUGUAUGACCCACCACAUACAUGUAGUAUCUGUGAGACUGAGCUGUAUGACCUGCCACAUACAUGUUGUAUCUGUGAGACUGAGCUGUAUGACCUGCCACAUAUGUGUAGUAUCUGUGAGACAGAGCUGUAUGAUCUGCCACGUAUAUGUAGUAUCUGUGAGACUGAGCUGUAUGACCUGCCACAUACAUGUAGUAUCUGUGAGACUGAGGUGUAUGACCUGCCACAUACGUGUAGUAUCUGUGAGACUGAGCUGUAUGACUUGCCACAUAUGUGUAGUAUCUGUGAGACUGAGCUGUAUGACCCGCCACAUACGUGUAGUAUCUGUGAGACUGAGCUGUAUGACCCACCACAUACAUGUAGUAUCUGUGAGACUGAACUGUAUGACCCACCACAUACGUGUAGUAUCUGUGAGACUGAGCUGUAUGGCCUGCCACAUACAUGUAGUAUCUGUGAAACUAAGCUGUAUGCCAGUACUGCUACUAGUAUUAGUAAUUAUUAUUCUACUACAUCUACUUCUACUGCUAGUACUGAUUCUAGUAUUACUACUACUGUUACUACUGUUACUGCUAGUACUGAUUCUAGUAUUACUACUACUGUUACUACUGUUACUGCUAGUACUGAUUCUAGUAUUACUACUACUGUUACUACUGUUACUGCUAGUACUGAAUCUAGUAUUACUACUACUGUUACUACUGUUACUGCUAGUACUGAUUCUAGUAUUACUACUACUGUUACUACUGUUACUGCUAGUACUGAUUCUAGUAUUACUACUACUGUUACUACUGUUACUGCUAGUAUUGAUUCUAGUAUUACUACUACUGUUACUACUGUUACUGCUAGUACUGAUUCCAGUAUUACUACUACUGUUACUACUGUUACUGCUAAUACUGAUUCUAGUAUUACUACUACUGUUACUACUUAUGACAAAAGGACUCUGUCUGCAUGUGUAGUAAUUCGGCUUUACCUCCAUUCCCAGUUAGCGAUGAAGAUACGUAUUUGUCAGGAGCAGCAAAGAGAAGAUUCAGCAGCAGAGGAAUGA